AUGAAUUACAGAACAAUUAAGUAAUUGACUAAUAUGCCAAGAUUUUAUCACUAAUAAGAGUUCCUGAAGCCAUCAAAGAAAUUUGAAUUGAAACCCAAACCGUAUUAUGAGACCUUGCAUUUUUAGAGAGAGGUACACAUAUAUCUUUUAGCUAAUGUGCAUAGAAAAACAAGAGUAGACUUGAAUGGGUAUUUGGAACAAUAUUUGCAUUAUUCUAUUUCAUGAACAUCCAUGGGAAAGAAUUCAUUUACUUCCCCUGGUGUUAGCCAUCGAAACCAGAAUAAUUGUGAUUGGAAUUUAAACAAAAUUAACUAUAAAUUAUUUAU
Paramecium octaurelia is the source of this 326-nucleotide messenger RNA. NCBI's taxonomy places the organism in Eukaryota, Ciliophora, Oligohymenophorea, Peniculida, Parameciidae. The record is from the annotation of a GenBank genome assembly.